GCGAAAUCGCACAAGGAAAUGUCUUCGAGGAUGUGAAGAAUUUGCGUGUGUGGUCACCUAGAACAAAACGACCAAGCACGCGCGAGCAGCGCGGUCCUCGUGGUAGGCAUGAAAGCCCAGCGGGCAAGGAUGAAGCGAGAGUUGCGGUCGAACGGGCUCAGGAUGCAAGAACUGACGAAGAUGACGUUGCGAUGAAACAACUCGAUGAUAAGAAAGCAGCUCUUAACACAGACGCUGACUCGAUGCUUGGUGGCACGCGAGUUACAACUGCGAAUAACACAGAUGAUGAGCGGCUGACUGCAACAACACUCACUCUGGGCACGAUGGACCAGACAAAAUUGACAAAUACUGCUGGGCCUGAUGAUGUGCAUACUGUCAUGGGACCUCCAGGUGCGGAUCACACAGCUGCCAGUGCAGGUGCCACCCAACCGGAGGACGCUGCAGCAGCAGAAGAAAACAAGAAGAAUAUGCCACCUGGCGCUACUGCAGCCGCUAGUGAUGAGGCGGGAGUUGAAACUGCUGCAAGCGUGCCAGCAACCCCGAGUCCACGCAAGUCGCGGCCUCCGUCUCAAGAGAAAACAGCUGUGCCGCACUAUUACCGAGAGGGAGGCGGUUUCACGAAAGAAGCGGUAGAUGCAACGAUUCGUGAAAUCUUCGGCCUCGAUGAAGAGGAAGAAGACGCAGCGGCUGAUGCAAAGUAAGAAGUCUAAGUUUUUACUUCGGUUUGGUGUCGGUGUAUUUGUGGCUGACCACCACACUUUAUAGCUUGAUUCGAUGCAUCAUUCAACACAAGUAUUUGAACACUACUUCUUGUUACAUUCAUGUUCGACCACGAGGACCACAUAGAAGCAGUUUCCAUUUUUAGAAAUAGAUUCGACCUUUACAACCACAACGCAAACAUUGUCCAGGUAUCAGCGUUAUCUGCAAGAGCAGAAGGCGAAGAAGAACAGUACGUGGCUGGAAACAGUGGACAGCGAAGAGGAGGCUUUGGCGAUCCAGGAGUCCCCAGCGGACAGGAAUGCGCGCCUCGCUGGUAAAAAUAACCGCAAGAGGAUGCGCAGUAUUCUGGACAAGCACGUUUUGCACAACCCCUAUGCGCCGACGGGGGCCACGUUUGGCAAGAAGAUGAUACCCGACGCGACCUACCGACGAGGCUCGCACGCAGCUGGAGG
This is a messenger RNA of Amoebophrya sp. A25, 1172 nucleotides long. Lineage: Eukaryota; Dinophyceae; Syndiniales; Amoebophryaceae. The record is from the annotation of a GenBank genome assembly.